Messenger RNA from Diaporthe amygdali, 2751 nucleotides. Its product is annotated as rrna maturation protein. The coding region runs from base 1 to 2751 and encodes 916 amino acids. The record is from RefSeq and is a predicted model, not a curated record. Gene Ontology annotation, cellular component: Noc4p-Nop14p complex; small-subunit processome; nucleolus. The transcript has a single exon. NCBI's taxonomy places the organism in Eukaryota, Fungi, Ascomycota, Sordariomycetes, Diaporthales, Diaporthaceae. Gene Ontology annotation, biological process: maturation of SSU-rRNA.
AUGCCUGCUUCACAACUCAAGAGGCUCAAGGCCUCCCUCCGCGACCAGGGCAUAAUUGGGCCUCAGCAAUCGAAAAAGCAGAAAAAGGCAACCGCCAAGGAUGGACGGGCUCGCAACGAGAAGCGCCUGCAGCGCGGCGCUGCCCUCGAGAAUAUUCGAGAGCAAUUCAACCCAUUCCAGUUCAAAACAAACGCCCGAGGUCCAAAAUUCGCUGUGACCACCGAUAAACCCGACCCAAAGAAAGGGAUCGUGGGUCGUCCUGGGAUGGCGAAAGCGCUGGGCGAGGAGAGGAGGAAAGAGACGCUGCUGGUCGAGAUGCAGAGGCGGAAUCGUAUUGGAGGGAUUUUCGACAGACGGUUUGGUGAGGGCGACCCGAGUAUGACCCCAGAGAUGGCGGCCGCACAGCGAUUUGCGCUCGAGAAGCAGAAGACGCACAAGAAGACAUCGAUGUUCGAUUUGGAAGACGACGACGAGCCAGUUCUGACCCACGGGGGCAAGUCCUUUGAGUUCGACGAAGAUGGAGAACUCAAAGAUGACUUCAACGAGGAGUUUUCCGACAGUGGCUCGGAUAUGUCAGAUCUGGAGGAUCACAAUCGCAAGAGACUAAAGCGGUUGCGAGAGCAAGUAGAGGCAAACGAGGAAGGCGAUGAAAAGGAGCCCGAGAAGAAGAAGUCAAAGAAGGAGGUAAUGGAGGAAGUCAUCGCCAAGUCUAAAUUCCACAAAUAUGAACGCCAAGCUGCGAAGGAAGAUGACGAGGACCUCAGAUUAGAGCUGGAUAAGGAGACAGCCGACAUUCGCUCCCUUCUCAUGGGCCAGCGCAUGAAGAAUGGAGAGAAGUCACAUGACGGCACAAAAGACGGCAAUGGAUUGACACCCGUCGCAGCGGUGGAUAGGGAUGCUUUUGAAAAGGAUUACGACCUUGCAGUCAGGAAGAUGACGCAGGACAAGCGGGCAAAGCCGACAAUGAGGACCAAGACAGACGAAGAAAUUGCAGAGAAAGAGGCUGAGCGACUUCGCGAGCUGGAGGAGAAGAGGCUCAAGCGGAUGAGAGGCGAGCAUGUAAGCGACUCGGAAGAAGACGAGGAAAGUGAAGCAGACGCCGACACCGAGGACGACAACGAUGACAACAAACCUGCCUUCGAAAUUAUCCGGACCGAUGGCGAGGAAGUUGAUUUCGGCCUCGGCAAAGGUAUCAAAGUACGUCCAACUGCGACAGAACUUGGGUUCGACGACGAAGAUGAUUUCAUAAUCGAGGACGACUUGAUCGCAGAUGGGUCCGACUUGGGUGACGUUGACGAUGCUGAUUUUACGUCAAGCGAAGAUGAGGGCCAGGCUGCCGAAGAGGAUGACGACGAUGAAUUCACGAAAGGGCUUCUUACAGAAAGCGAAACAAAGGACGCCAUCUUUAGCAAGGAAACAAAUUUGGGCAACGCGGGCGUAACAGAUGACGGCUUGCCAUACACAUUUCCGUGCCCGCAAAGCCAUUCUGAAUUCCUCGACGUUGUGGAGAACAUCCCGUUGUCUAAACAACCGACUGUCAUUCAACGUAUACGAGCAUUAUACCACCCCAAGCUCAGGAGUGAAUAUAAGGAGAAGUUGUGCAACUUCUCCAGAGCUCUGGUGCAGCAUAUCGCCUACCUGGGCACUGUCUCUGGCGACGGUCUGUACGUCACGUUAGAGAGUCUGAUUCGGCAUGUGCAUUCUCUGGCCAAAAUGUUUCCUGUCGAGAUUGCACAGGAGUUCCGCUCGCACAUCGAACAAAUGGGACAUCAGAGACCUUUGACACUGGAGGUUGGGGACUUGUAUAUCUUGACAGCGAUUGGGUCUAUGUUUCCCACCUCGGACCAUUUCCACCAGGUUGCGACGCCGGCGAUGCUCUCAAUGGGGCGUUUCUUGGGCCAGAAAAUUCCGGCUAACCUGGCAGACUAUGCCACUGGAAGUUAUCUGUGCAUCCAGUCCUUGCAGUACCAAAAGCUUGCGAAGCGCUAUGUGCCAGAGGUCAUGAACUUCACAUUGAAUACCAUCUGCGCCCUGGCACCUGAAAAGUCCAAACGGAAGCUUGGCCUGUUCCCCAUACACGAACCAAGUCCUGCGAUACGGACCAAGGGUGCAAAGAAGACUGCGAUCCGCAAGCUUGGCUGCAAUGAUUGCCGAACAUCAGAAGCCGAGCUCUCCGUCGAAACAAAGGUCUCAAUAUUAAGUACAAACAUAUCAUUACUGAUGGCGGCUUCCGAGACAUGGGCGGGGAAGCCUUCCUUCUUCGAGACAUUCGAGCCAGCACUCAGAACAUUGGAAUUCCUCACGUCCAAGCCCAAUCGACCGCAUCUUCCUGACGCACUCCUCCAGGAUGCUGAGAAGCUAGCUGCACACCUCUCUCGUGCUCUCAAGGUUGCGACGCUGUCGCGGAGACCGCUGGAGCUCCACCACCACAAGCCACUCGCCAUCAAAACAUUCAUUCCCAAGUUCGAGGAUGGCUUUGACCCAGAGAAGCACUACGACCCGGACCGGGAGCGGGCGGAAAUGGCCAAGCUGCGGGCGGAGCACAAGAAGGAACGUAAGGGAGCGAUGCGGGAGCUCCGCAAGGACGCAAACUUCUUGGCGCGCGAGAAGCUGCGCCUCAAGAAGGAGAAGGACGCCGCCUACGAGAAGAAGUACAAGAGGCUCGUGGCAGAGAUCCAGGGCGAGGAGGGCCACGCAGCGAACGAGUACGAGAGAGAGCGGCAGAAACGGAAGCAGUCGAAGAACCGGUAG